Messenger RNA from Aureococcus anophagefferens, 1631 nucleotides. RefSeq lists its product as hypothetical. Gene Ontology annotation, cellular component: cytosol. The record is from RefSeq and is a predicted model, not a curated record. Bases 17 to 1600 code for a protein of 527 amino acids. NCBI's taxonomy places the organism in Eukaryota, Pelagophyceae, Pelagomonadales, Pelagomonadaceae. Gene Ontology annotation, biological process: glycolytic process; gluconeogenesis; glucose 6-phosphate metabolic process. The transcript is spliced from 2 exons. Gene Ontology annotation, molecular function: glucose-6-phosphate isomerase activity; monosaccharide binding; carbohydrate derivative binding.
AACUACGCGCACUGCGAUGUCUCUCCGACUCUUGCUCGUCGCAGUCGCGCACGCGCGCCUCGCGCCAAUUCGGCAACGCGCCGCAUCGCUGCGCGGCGGCGCCGACGCGGCCUGGGACGCCUUGCGCGCGCACGUCGCCGCGGACAUCGAGAGCACCCACCUGCGCGACCUCCUGCGAGACGACGCGCGCAACGCGGCGCUCACCUUCGCCUGCGGCGACAUCACCCUCGACUGCUCGCGCCAGCGCGCGACGGUCGAGACCCUGCGGCUGCUCGCCGCGCUCGGCGAGGCGCGCGGCGUCGCGGCGAAGCGCGACGCGAUGCUCCGCGGCGAUUUGGUCAACGAGAGCGAGGGCCGCGCGGCGCUGCACACGGCGCUGCGCGCGCCCCGGGGCGCGGCGCCCGUCCUGGUCGACGGCGCCGACGUCCACGCCGCCAUCCACGACACGCUGGACCGCGCCUACGCCUUCGCGGGCAAGGUCCGCGCGGGCGGCGUCGGUAGCACCGGCAAAAUGCUCACGAACGUAGUGGCAAUUGGAAUAGGCGGCUCCUGCCUCGGGCCCGAGUGCGUCUACGAAGCCUUACGCUCGGAGCCGGCGGCGCAGGCCGCCGCCGCGGGCCGGUCGCUCCGGUUCAUCAGCAACGUCAACCCGGCCAUGGCCGUCGCGGGCCACUUUUGCGCCGUGUCUUCGGACGUCGAAAAAGCCGCGAACUUCGGCGUCGAGCCCGACAACGUCUUCGGCUUCGGCGACUACGUCGGCGGCCGCUUCAGCGUGCACUCGCCCGUCGGCGCGCUGCCCCUGGCCCUCCACUUCGGGCCGUCCAUCUUCCGCAAGUUUUUGGAGGGCGCGCGCGCGUGCGACGACCACUUCGCGUCCGCGCCCCUCGAGGAGAACCUGCCCGUGCUCCUGGGCCUCUUCGGCGCCUACAACUCGGCCGUGCUCGGCUUCCCCUGCCGGGCCGUGCUGCCCUACGCCCAGGCGCUGUCGCGCUUCCCCGCGCACGUCCAGCAGCUCGACAUGGAGUCGAACGGCAAGUCCGUCGCGUCGGACGGGUCCGCACUCGCCGGCGACGCGGGCGAGAUAAUCUUCGGCGAGCCGGGCACGAACGGCCAGCACAGCUUCUACCAGCUCAUGCACCAGGGCCGCGCGGUGCCCGCGGAGUUUAUCGGGUUCUGCGAGUCGCAGCGGCCCGCGCACGCCAAGGGCCGCCCGUUGAGCUGCCACGACGAGCUCAUGGCCAACUUCUUCGCCCAGCCCGACGCCCUCGCGAUGGGCGACGUCGACGAGGCCCACCCCGAGCGCGCCUGCCCGGGCAACCGGCCGUCGCUGUCGCUGCUCCUGCCGCGGCUCGACGCGUACCACGUCGGUUUCCUGGUCGCGCUCUACGAGCACCGCGUCGCCGUCCAGAGCUUCCUCUUCGGCAACAACGCCUUCGACCAGUGGGGCGUCCAGCUCGGCAAGGUCCUCGCGGGCCGCGUCGCCGACGCCCUCGGCGACGCCGCGGAGGCCGCGGCGCUCAACUCGUCGACGCGCGGCCUCGUCGCGGCGUACCGGCGCCACGCGCGGGCGUCGAUCGAGGCCGUCGCGAGCGGGUCCUAGAAACACAUUACCCAGUCCUGCUCUGGAACCG